This is a messenger RNA of Didymella exigua CBS 183.55, 691 nucleotides long. RefSeq lists its product as uncharacterized. Bases 169 to 579 code for a protein of 136 amino acids. NCBI's taxonomy places the organism in Eukaryota, Fungi, Ascomycota, Dothideomycetes, Pleosporales, Didymellaceae. The transcript is spliced from 2 exons. The record is from RefSeq and is a predicted model, not a curated record.
GAACAUUCUACCGCUGAUGAGAUACACAGAGAAUCGCAGCACCGUAAACAGCUUGGAUGCAUCAGCAGUCCUCACCGUCCACGUUGGCGAAGGCCUUAGCCAUGGUCACCGCAACUUCGUUGUGCACGGGCCAUUUUGGUGUUCCGCUCGGACUUCUUUCGUCGAGCUAUGAAUGGCAAAUGGGAGGCGGAAUCGAGAGUCGUCAGCCUGGCAGAUGACGAGCCCGACAUUUUUGGCGUCUACGUAAGCCUGGUGUAUACAGGGAAGCUACCAGUUACGCACAUCGAUACCAAAAACCUACCGCAUGACGAAAAGAAGUCCCUCCUUCAGGAGGAGUAUGAUGACUUUUUUCGCCUCUACGCUCUGGCAGAUAAGUCGCAAGACACGGCUGCAAAGGACACCGAAAUCGCCGCGGUCUUCGAGGUCCUAGAGAAAGAGGGACAGGUCGAUUACAUCUGCCUUCCCACAUUCGCCACAUUCGUCACAAUGUGUAUGCUGUACGACCGAAAACCUGACAUAUUUCCAGCGCGCAAGCUCGUGGGUGACAUGGCCAACACUUGCGACGUGGAGUCGCUGUAAUCCGAGGCUGCCACCUUGCCAAAGGAUCUGGUGAGAGACCUUCUGGUCUCAUUACGAAAUCAUGCGAGAGAGAGGAAUGGCGCUGUCAGGAAGGGCUUGAGUGCAUAUCUAG